This is a messenger RNA of Cloeon dipterum, 2198 nucleotides long. It is a transcript of the gene por, whose product is annotated as Protein-serine O-palmitoleoyltransferase por. The transcript is spliced from 8 exons. Gene Ontology annotation, cellular component: membrane; endoplasmic reticulum. Bases 1 to 1413 code for a protein of 470 amino acids. Lineage: Eukaryota; Metazoa; Arthropoda; Insecta; Ephemeroptera; Baetidae. Gene Ontology annotation, biological process: lipid modification; Wnt protein secretion; protein palmitoylation. The record is from RefSeq and is a predicted model, not a curated record. Gene Ontology annotation, molecular function: palmitoleoyltransferase activity; Wnt-protein binding.
AUGGAAGACUUUUCUGAUUAUGAAAAUGAAAACUUUGAGGAAGACUAUUACGGCAGCUACGAGCAAGGCUAUCCACAUUCAGACGGCUGGUCGGACGAGGAGGAGGGUGCAGGAGUGUCCCUGUCUGAAUUGUACAGCCUUUGCCUUUUGCCCAGUGUGUCCGAAGGCAUUGUUCACGUCGCUUAUCUUCUCCUUUGGUGCUUUAUCUUUAGAAUCACCACACAAACAGUAAAACUUCCAGUGGUUGCGUGCCAUGCCAUUUCAGCUGCGAGUGGGCUGCUGGUUCUCAAUUUCUUUUUUGGAUCCACAGCCCAUUAUGUCUUAGUGCUAGGGAUCAUUUUCUACCUGAUCCUCUUCUUCACUUCUUUCUCCCUCAACAAGUGGGUUGGUGUUGUUACCAGUGUCUCUUGCAUUGUUAUCUCCAUCCUUUGUGAGUUUUUGCUUGUGAAAAAGACUGAGUGGCACAAAAUCAGGGGUGCCCACAUGAUUGUUGUUAUGAAGGUGAUCUCACUAGCGUUUGACAUGGAAAUGGGCACACAACGCACCUUGCCAUCUCCUGUGGAAUUCGCUGGCUACAUUUUCUCUGUAGGCACAUGCAUUUUCGGACCCUGGGUUCCUUUCAGGGACUACCUGGCAGUUUACAAAAAGCCCGUAUUUAACUUGCAAUGGCUGUGGAGAAUUUUAUUGAGCUUAGCAAUGGCAUUUUUGUUCUUGACUGUCUCAAUGUGCUGGAUAAGCUGGCUGAUUCCCGAUGAUGCUUGGAGAUGGUGGACCGCCUAUCGAGACGCAGUUUCCUUCCGCUCUAGUCACUACUUUGUAUCUUUCGUGUCGGAAGCGUCUGCUUUGAUGGCAGGCUAUGGACUGCAAGAGGACUUGACCUGGAGCGUGCCAGUCUCCAGACCGCACCAUAUUGAAAUCCCGAGGUCUCUGGUCCAGGUCGUCGUCUACUGGAGCAUGCCAAUGCACACAUUUUUAAAACAAUACGUUUUUCGAACAACGCGCCCGUUUGGCAGCUUCGUGGCCAUCAUUUGCACAUACGCCGUCAGCUCUCUGCUUCACGGGAUCAACUUCCAGCUGGCGGCGGUCCUGCUCUCUCUGGGCGUGUACACAUACGUUGAAUUCAUGCUGCGGCAAAAGCUGGCCUCGGUCUUCAAUGCCUGCAUCCUUUCGAAGCCGUGUCGUGCCAACUGCCCCCACACGCACAAGGAGACCAAACUAAUUGUGCUGCUAGCAAACAUUGGAUUUGGAAUUCUUGCUUUCUUCCACCUCAUUUACUUAGGAGUCAUGUUUGAUUCCACAGAAAUUCAGGAGGAGGGAUACUCUUACAAGCACACUCUUGCCAAGUGGGCUCACCUGAGCUAUGCUAGCCACUGGGUGGCUGGUUUCACGUUCCUCUUCCACUUGCUGAUUUGAUGCUACGUUUGGUACUACAACAUCCCAGUGCCUAUGCGCAGGGCCAGGCGCAAACCCAACUAGCCAAAUCACGCGUCGCGCCACUGAAGCGGAUUUUGCACACUUGAUGAUAUACAUACUUAGCCUUUUUAGACGAAUAUUUAGUCGAGGGUAGCACUGCCCAGGAAAGUGCCAAAGCACAAAAUCAUAUCUUGACAGCGAGAAUGAACGGUAGAAGCUACUUCUGACCUAACGAACUUCCAUCCAUUUUUCUAGCAUUUAUAGAAAGGAUUUGUACAGCUAUUGAAUUGAAUGUUGGACAUUUUCUGAGAUCAGGAUCAGAACCGAUGCAUUUAUUGCAAUAAGAGUAGUCAGUGCGUAGAAUUAAAAUAUCCUCCAAAACUUUUAACUACUAAAUAAUGAACAUGCUCUCUAUGAGUGCCAGCACUAAAAUUAUUACAUGUUUUUGCAUGAGGUAGGAUUUAAUUAGGACUAAUAUUAUUUUUUAACGUAAAAACGUUGAACAUUUCCUCAAAUUAGCAGUAUGUUUUGUGCAAAUAAUCGCAGACUUAUCCUGCUGUAAUCUUCAUAGGUCUAGACUUAAAAUAAUAGGCCUAUUAAGUGGUGCUGAUUUGUCGCAUUUAUCUACUAAUCAUUGUUCGGGAAACUGCCGACCAGAUAUUGUGCAUUUUACCAGACUAGUAUUAUUUUAUUCUAUAGUGCCAUUGUAACAGAUUAUUUGAAAAGCAUGUUAUCAUAAUGUGAACGCGCUCAUCAAUAAAGUAGAUGAUUCGUUUAAAAAUGCA